Messenger RNA from Nicotiana tabacum (common tobacco), 2996 nucleotides. RefSeq lists its product as uncharacterized. The record is from RefSeq and is a predicted model, not a curated record. Gene Ontology annotation, molecular function: ubiquitin binding. Lineage: Eukaryota; Viridiplantae; Streptophyta; Magnoliopsida; Solanales; Solanaceae. Gene Ontology annotation, cellular component: cytoplasm; nucleus. Gene Ontology annotation, biological process: proteasome-mediated ubiquitin-dependent protein catabolic process; ubiquitin recycling.
CGCUAGUGGAAUUUUCGGCUAAUUAUUAGUCCGAGUCCAACAAGGUAUUGGAAAAAGAGAGAUAAUAAUAAUAGUAAUAAAAUUGAAGUUAAGGAAAAGAAAGUUUUGUAAAAUUGUUGAAUUGCCAAGAAGGCGGAAAGACACUCAAAAGAACUCAGUAAUCAGCAGCAGACUUGGAGAGCAAGAGAUUCCGUUCCGAUCACACAAAGCGUAUAAGAAUUGCUUCUUCAUAGACUCAUCUCCGUCUCACCUUUUUUCUCUAUUUAAUUCUAGAUUCUUCUAUUCGGAAACCCUAGUUUCCUCCGUCCAAACCAGUUUUCCUCAGUCUAGAUUACAAUGGAGAUCGACUCUGCCGAGUAUCAGUUAAGGUGUCAGCUUACAGGUCACGAAGACGACGUUCGGGGGAUAUGCAUAUGUGACAAUGUUGGUUUUGUGACAUCAUCUAGAGACAGAACCAUUAGGUUUUGGUCUCCAGAUGAAUCAAACCACCGCAAUUAUACUACGUCAAAGAUAUUGCUAGGGCAUACAAGUUUCGUUGGGCCACUGGCUUGGGUUUCUCCCGGGAAGGAGUUUCCUGAGGGCGGACUUGUUUCUGGUGGCAUGGACACUCUUAUCUUGGUGUGGAAUUUGGCUACUGGAGAGAAAAUUCAGACACUUAAGGGUCAUAAGUUGCAAGUUACAGGUGUUGCUUUGGAUGGCUCAGACGUUGUAUCAACAUCUGUUGAUUGUACAUUAAGAAGAUGGAGGAAAGGCGAAGAGGUUGAAGUUUUGGAAGCUCAUAAAGCAGCUAUCCAAGCAAUUAUUAAACUGCCCUCAGGCGAGCUUGUUACAGGCUCAAGUGACACAACGCUGAAGCUUUGGAAGGGAGCAGCAUGUAUACACACUUUUUCUGGGCAUACAGAUACUGUUCGAGGCCUUGCUGCAGUUCCUGGUCUAGGAAUUCUUUCUGCAUCCCAUGAUGGUUCCAUCAGGCUGUGGGAACUUAGUGGUCAAGUUCUGCUAGAGAUGGUUGGUCACACUUCUAUUGUCUAUUCUGUUGAUGCUCAUGCCUCCGGGCUUAUUGUCAGUGGUAGUGAGGAUCGUUUUGCAAAGAUCUGGAAAGAUGGAGUUUGUGUCCAAAGCCUAGAGCAUCCUGGUUGUGUUUGGGAUGCCAAAUUCUUAGACAACGGAGACAUUGUUACUGCAUGCUCUGACGGUGUUGUGCGCAUUUGGACAGCCCAUCAGGAUAAGAUUGCUGACCAGCUUGAACUAGAGUCAUAUGCUGCCCAACUCUCACAGUACAAACUCAGUAGGAAAAAAGUUGGAGGGUUGAAAUUGGAAGAGCUUCCUGGGCUAGAGGCCUUACAGACCCCAGGUACUAGUGAUGGCCAGACUAAAGUUGUCCGUGAAGGGGACAAUGGAGUGGCAUAUGCAUGGAAUAUGAUGGAACAAAAGUGGGAUAAGAUUGGUGAAGUGGUCGAUGGACCUGAUGAUGGCAUGACACGUCCUCUUCAUGAUGGAAUCCAAUAUGAUUAUGUGUUUGAUGUUGAUAUUGGAGAUGGUGAACCUGUUCGCAAAUUGCCCUACAAUCGCUCAGAUAAUCCAUAUGACGUUGCUGACAAGUGGCUAGUCAAAGAGAAUCUGCCUCUUUCAUUCCGUGAACAAAUUGUAGAGUUCAUUCUUCAAAAUACUGGUCAGAGACAGUUUACUCCAGAUCCAUCAUUCCGUGAUCCCUACACUGGCAAUAGCGCUUAUACACCUGGUCAACCUUCGAAGUCAGUUGCUACUGCAGCAAAACCUGCUUUCAAGCAUAUUCCCAAGAAAGGAAUGCUUGUCUUUGAUGCAGCACAAUUUGAUGGUAUCCUCAAGAAAAUUUCAGAGUUCAAUAGUACUUUACUGUCUGGCUCGGAGCAAAAACAUAUGGCGUUGACUGAGGCUCAUAUGUCCAGACUGGCUUCUAUCCUUAAUGUUUUGAAGGACACAUCACACUAUCAUAGCACUAAACUUUCAGAUGAUGAUGUUGCAGUGGUGCUGAAGUUGCUAAAAACUUGGCCGUUGACGAUGUUAUUUCCAGUAAUUGAUAUUUUGAGGAUGAUUAUGCUGCACGCUGAUGGUGCUGCUGUACUUUUCAAGCAUGUCAACAAUCCCAAUGAUGUACUUAUGGAGUUGAUCAAGAAGGUCACUACCAGUCCUCCAUUCCCUGCAAAUCUUCUGACAAGUGUUCGGGCUUCGACUAACCUCUUCAAGAAUGGAUCCUAUCAUGAUUGGUUGUUAAAGCAUCGUGGGGAGGUUCUGGAUGCCUUUUCCACUUGUUACUUAUCUUCCAAUAAGAAUGUGCAGUUAGCUUAUUCGACAUUGAUACUCAACUAUGCUGUUCUAUUGAUUGAAAAUAAGGAUGAGGAGGGGCAGUCUCAAGUUCUUUCGGCUGCGCUUGAGAUUGCAGAAGAGGAAAGUGUUGAAGCCGAUGCAAAAUUUCGGGCUUUAGUUGCCAUAGGAUCACUGAUGCUUGAGGGUGUCGUAAAAAGAAUUGCAAUGGACUUUGACGUUGCAAAUAUUGCAAAAGCAGCAAAGGCAUCUAAAGACACAAAGAUUGCUGAAGUUGGAGCAGACAUUGAGCUCAUAACAAAGCAGAGUUGAGCUUAAGGUAACGCCUAGAACUAUGAAUCGGACGUCAAAAUGCAUGAAAUUUUCAAAGAAACUUAAGAACUUUCAAAUUUGCAAUCGGACGUCCGAAUCACGUCAAAUCAACUUCGUAGCCUCGAUUGUGGUUUAUGACAUUUUUUCCAUAGUGAAGUUGGACGAAAGAGAAUCAUGCUGUAGUUGUUUAUAGCUUUGGUCAACAAGAAGGAUGCAGAUAGUCUCUUCGGCAGCUAGUAUGUUUGUAGCUGUAGGAGAGAGUUCCUUUAUCUUUUAUAUACAUGAGAGCGGCUCAAUAUUGUUGGUGGCCUAAAGCCAAAUAUUAAUGAGAUGCCUUAAUUUUUAUUAAAAAAACUUUCAUAUAUUUUACUUGACUUGAA